Messenger RNA from Brassica napus (rape), 1817 nucleotides. RefSeq lists its product as uncharacterized. NCBI's taxonomy places the organism in Eukaryota, Viridiplantae, Streptophyta, Magnoliopsida, Brassicales, Brassicaceae. The coding region runs from base 1030 to 1632 and encodes 200 amino acids. The transcript is spliced from 10 exons. The record is from RefSeq and is a predicted model, not a curated record.
GAAAACCCUUUCUCCACAACUAAAAAUAUCUGAAAUCUUUUCGUAUCCAUCCAUAAUCCAUUCCGUUCAUAUUCUUCAUCAAUUUCACAAUUACAACUUAUUCAUGACAACCAAUUCAAUCCCCCAAUAUCUCUCUCCCUUCCCACAAAAUUAAACUGUCACUUGAACUUAAAUUCUAUAAAUUGGAGAGGUUUGAGAGGAGUAUGAAUCUUCACAGCCCCUUACUAUUUUUCUUUGACUUUAAACCUACCUACCUGCUUUCAAAAGCCCCUACAUUACUCAACCUUCGACGUUCUUCAACUCGGUAGAUCUUCACAUUCUAUCCAUGCUCGCCUUCACAUCAACGACCCCAGUGAAUUCAUGGGAAUCACUUUGCUUUUCCUUGAUGAAAAGGAUUCAAUGAUCAACGGUUUCAUUCCUGCUGAUCGCGCCAAGCUCUACCGUCCAUCUUUACAAGAGGGCAACAUUUUCAAAGUUGCACACUUUGAGGUUGAAAGAUGCCCACAUAUGUACAAGACUACAGAUCAUCCUUUCGUUAUUCGUUUCAUCACAGAAACAACUCUUGAUCAUCUGAUGUACGAUUGUCCACUAAUUAACGCCCAACAAUUCAUGGUUCGCAAGUAUGAUCAUCUCCCACUCCUGGCCAACACAAAUUUACAACUCCCAGAUGUUGUUGGUGAAAUUAAAUUUGUCAAAGGUUAUGGCCUUAUGAACGAACGCUGAAGUCAUUUCUCCACUUCUCAUCUGUUUCCUCAUACCUCCAACCAUCGAAGUGUACUUGUCUUUAUUGGACGAUGCUGCAGCAGUGUUUAAGGCUGUCCUAAAUUCAGUGGUUAGAACCCACAAAAAAUUGGAGAUGACCUCUACCUCAACUCCACCGCUGCGACCAAAUUUUAUAUCGGCACCAAUCUCCCUGCUAUCAAAGACUUCACCGCAAACUUAAGCGGUGCAGUAGGACAGGACUCGCCCAUUCUCCACGAUGAUACAGUGAUCACUAACAAACAACUUACCUCAAUUGGAGAUCUCAACAUGUUCCUCUCCAAACCUACAGACCAGGAACCUUAUUUUAUUUCCAAAGCCCGGAUUGUUGAGGUCUUGACCCAAAAUGGCUGGCACUAUGUUUCUUGCAAUCACUGCGGGAAAAAACUAGACAACUCUGCCGCAUCUCUCCCCUGCAACCAAUGUCUUCACGCCAAUGCCAGCGGUGUUGCGAGGUACAGUGUUGAAUUAUUGGUCGAUGAUGGGAAUAAUUAUGCCACUUUUUUGGUGUUCAACAAGGAGAUGCUCAAGCUCAUUAAACAAGAUGCAGCUACUCUACUUCAUGAUGAGGUCAAUGGUGGUGUUUGCAACAUACUCCCACAAUGCCUAGCAGAACUUGAAGAACAAGCUUUUGUUUUCCAUGUCCAUGUCACGCCACACAAUUUCACCCCAAACACCCCCACCUUCACCGUUUCUGGAAUCAGGGACAAUACCAACACAGAGACUUUGCAGAUCAAUGAAACCGCAAGUGUUCAAGUGAAAUAUGGGAACCAGCAACUUUGGUAUCUGCCAGCUACACGUCAACAGAUGAGGUCGAAGAAGGUGGACGCACACACUCAAGGGAGUGAGCGUUUCAAAGCAAUACAAACGUGAACCGAACACUGUCCUGCCUCCGUCUCUUUAGUGUUUUUUUAAAUUACCAUGCAAUUUCUCUUUUAGACUUUCUAAUUUACCACUUCCCAGUCUUUUUUUAAAAAAACCACCGUUCAUGCAAUGUACCUCAUCUGAGGCUCAAACUUUCUUAAUUUCAAUAGUUUCAAAAGGGUACACGUUAUAUU